GCGAGUUCCCAGUUGACUCCCAGACUUUCCAUCACUCCCUCCUGGCCAUCCCCACAGCCCACUUCGCCUCCCCUGCCCUCCGCGACAGCGCUCCCCCUCCGCCGAAGCUCGCCACCCCGAAGAAAUUUCUCCCCAUCAGCCCCGCCGUCGGCUUCUUCUCCCCCGUCGCACUAGACCGGCGUGGAGUUGGCACCCGUCUGGGCUCGAUUCGUUUCUUGCGGGCUCGCGUGGCGGCUGACCUUCCAAGAGUUUCCGGCGGCGUUCGGCUGGGCAUUGAGGAACCAUGCUCAACGUCAAGUCCGAACCUGCAACUGCAAUGGAUGCAGUGGGUGAACCGGAAAUUGAGGAGCAUGAACAGAAGGUAAACAGAUACCAAGCUGAACUUGCAGCCCGCAUUAAGGCCAAAUACUUCUCUAAUAAGGCUUCUGACGGAGGAAAAAUCUUUGAAGAAGAAACUAUUGUUGAAGGCGAAACCAUCCAUUCAAGCAGGUGGCCAUGCACAAGCUCGUAUGCGAACCCGGCAAAUUUUCUCCGAGAGAAGAACAACCAUGAAAGGAGGGAUUCUCCAUCAGCAGCAGAUUCCUCUGUGAAGAACGAUUCUCCAUCUGUGGUAGCUGAAGCCUCGCCAAAAAAUAAUGCAGGUGUUCCGGCAACAGAAAACAAUCUGACACCUGCCAAGAGACAGGUAUCCAAGGAGACCUGAUGGGAUAACAGUAGGCUGGUGGGUCGUUGUAUGUUCUCAAGUCCGAAGACGUGCAACAACCCGAAGCAUGCAAGUAUCAUCAUGAAAUAAAAUUCCGUCCAGCAGAUGUAUGCAGGCGAUGCUUGAUUCAUUUCAUCGAACCGGUUUCAGCAUCUGUUCGGAACAAUUUUUUGUCUUAAGUCUGAAGGUAUAUGCUACCUGAAGCUUGUUUGUAGGCGAUGCUACAUUCAUUUCAUUGAAUCUGUUUCAGUAUUACCUGUUGCGAAGAAUUGUUGUAUUCUUGGUAUUUUAUUUGGUUGCUGAGUAUUUGUGGUAAAACAUUAACGGAUUAACCA
Molecule: messenger RNA, 1038 nt
Organism: Triticum aestivum (bread wheat)
Lineage: Eukaryota; Viridiplantae; Streptophyta; Magnoliopsida; Poales; Poaceae
Exons: 5
Coding region: 284-703 (139 amino acids)
Source: RefSeq, a predicted model, not a curated record